Molecule: messenger RNA, 4662 nt
Organism: Exophiala aquamarina CBS 119918
Lineage: Eukaryota; Fungi; Ascomycota; Eurotiomycetes; Chaetothyriales; Herpotrichiellaceae
Exons: 9
Coding region: 1-4662 (1553 amino acids)
Biological process (GO): transmembrane transport
Cellular component (GO): membrane
Molecular function (GO): ABC-type transporter activity; ATP binding; ATP hydrolysis activity
Source: RefSeq, a predicted model, not a curated record
AUGAGGCGCUCAGAUGGCUUGCAGUCGGUCUUGACCGCCGUCGGACCUGAUACCUUUGACUUGCAACCCGCUUCACGUACUCGUAUUCAAUCUCGAGAGCCUUUGUGUGGUGAUGCAGAGGGGUGGGGUCCUGUGAGCUCCCUAAGAUGGGAUUUCACGCCUUGCUUUCUUGAUAUUUGGAUUGUUGGAGUGGCUGUAUGGGGUGUACUGUUCGGAGCUGGGGCUCUUUGGUACUUGUUCAAGAAGAGGAGUGCCCAAGAUGUCCCUAAGAACUGGCAUUUUUAUGCUAAACUUUCUGUCAUUGCUGCCAUCAUCCUCACCACGACCCUGCAGGCCGCCUUCCAGAUUGAACAACUACCAGAGAUAUGGAUUAGAGAUAUAAGAUUCUACACAUCCAUUGCUACAGCUGUCUCACUCCUCGUUGUAUUCGCUGUACAAUAUCAUGAGCAUUGGCGGUCAAGAACACCAAAUGGGGUUGCCCUGUUUUACUGGGUCUUCUUUAUUCUGGCAUAUGGAGUAAAAUUACGAUCGCUGGUGGCAAGAAAGGCUUACGAACGUCGCCUACCAUAUUUUAUCACGUUCAAUGCCAGCCUCGCCCUCGCGAUACUCGAGUUCAUUCUUGAAUAUUUUGUCCCAAAGAAGCAGAGUGCUUAUGAUGCAUUGGGUGCUGACGACGAAUGUCCCUACGAAUAUGCAGAUGUAUUCUCCGUCCUUACUUUCGGCUGGAUGACCCCACUAAUGAAGUUUGGCUACAAUAAUUAUCUGACCCAAGACGACCUAUGGAAUCUACGGCAGAGAGAUUCUACAAAGGUCACUGGGCAAUUGCUACAAGAUGCAUGGGAACGUGAAUUGGAAAAGAAGAAACCGAAUCUAUGGAUUGCUCUCGCGCGGUCAUUCGGUGGUCCUUACCUACGAGGAGCACUCAUCAAGACACUCAGUGACAUGCUAGCAUUUGUCCAGCCCCAACUCCUUCGCUUGUUAAUUCAAUUCGUCGAUUCAUACCGACGACACCAUCAACCCCAGCCGGCCAUACGAGGAGUUGCCAUUGCGUUGGCUAUGUUUGCCACUUCAAUAGCUCAGACAGCGGCGCUCCAUCAGUAUUUUCAACGUGCAUUUGAAACUGGAAUGAGGGUCAAAUCGUCGCUUACAGCGAUGAUAUAUUCCAAGUCGUUGAAACUUUCCAACGAGUCUCGGGCAGAAAAGUCGACGGGCGAUAUAGUAACCUACAUGAGUGUAGAUCAGCAGCGACUAGCCGAUCUGGCGCAAUGGGGUCAGCAACUUUGGUCAGCACCAUUCCAGAUUACUCUGUGCAUGCUUUCUCUAUACCAGCUGGUUGGUGUCUCAUGCUUUGCCGGGGUGGCUGCCAUGGUGGUCAUGAUCCCCAUCAAUGGAUUUAUUGCCAGAUUUAUGAAGAAGCUCCAGCUUUCUCAGAUGAAGUACAAAGACCGCCGCGCUCGGCUCAUGACGGAGAUCCUGAACAAUAUGAAGAGCAUCAAAUUGUACGCAUGGGGCUCUGCGUUCAUGGAAAAGCUGAGCCAUGUGCGUAACGAUUUGGAACUAAACAACCUGCGUAAGAUUGGGGCGGCUCAAUCCUUUGCAACAUUUACUUGGUCUUCAACACCGUUCUUUGUCUCCUGUUCGACAUUCGCAGUUUUCGUCUUGGUUAACGAUAAACCUCUGACCACCGACCUUGUUUUCCCUGCAUUGACUUUGUUCAACCUGCUGACAUUCCCACUGACCGUUCUGCCUAUGGUAAUCACCAGCAUUGUUGAAGCUACAGUUGCUGUAGGUCGCUUGACUGCCUUCUUUACCGCGGACGAGCUCCAGGAAGAUUCUGUGAGACAAGUUGAUGAGCCUCCAACUCAAAAUGGAGACACAUCUGUAAGUAUCAAAGAUGCAACCUUCACCUGGGACAAAAAUCAGGACCACAACGUGUUGCAAGACAUUAAUUUCAAUGCCAACAAAGGAGAGCUCACCUGCAUUGUCGGUCGUGUUGGGGCAGGAAAGUCUUCACUCCUUCAAGCACUCUUAGGAGACCUGUGGAAGAUCAAUGGAGAGGUUGUCGUAUGCGGGCGUAUAGCAUACGCCGCACAAUCUGCCUGGGUCAUGAAUGCCAGCGUGAAAGAAAACAUUGUGUUUGGCCACAAAUGGGAUCCACAUUUCUACAACCAAACUAUCAAUGCAUGCGCUCUCGUCGACGACUUCCGACAACUGCCGGAUGGGGAUCAGACUGAGGUCGGUGAACGUGGUAUCUCUCUCUCAGGCGGUCAAAAAGCUCGUCUCAGUUUGGCACGUGCGGUCUAUGCCAGAGCGGAUGUGUACUUACUCGAUGACGUACUUUCUGCCGUCGAUCAACACGUUGGAAGACAUUUGAUCAACAAUGUGCUCGGUCCGAAUGGACUUUUGGCUGGCAAGGCAAGAAUAUUGGCAACAAAUGCUAUUAACGUGCUCAAAGAGGCCGAUUAUAUGUACCUCAUUAGGAAUGCUACCAUCCAUGAGAAGGGGACCUACCAACAGCUCAUGGCUAUGAGAGGUGAAGUUGCCAGCCUCAUCAGGUCCACCACCACAGAUAAUGAGCAAGAAUCUGAUGGCGAAAGAAGUCCCAGCAUUGAAGGGAUGGAAUCUGAUGAGUCUACAACCGCUGUGGCAAGUGGUUUUCAGGAUGAGCUGGACCCAGAAGAGGCAGAAGAAUCGCGUCAAGAGGUAGGUGGGCUCGCACCAAUCCGAGCUGGACCACUAGGUCCCUCAACUGCCAGAAAGACCAGCUUCAACACGCUUCGACGUGCUUCCACUGCAAGCUUCCGUGGCCCCACGGGUCGGAUGACAGAUGAGGAGACUGGGCUCAAGACCAAACAGAACAAGGAGACAUCUGAGCAAGGCAAGGUCAAGUGGUCGGUUUACACAAGCUAUGCUAAAGAGAGCAAUCUCAUUGCUGUGGGCGUCUAUUUCAUUGCACUUCUGUCUGCCCAGAGUGCUCAGAUCGGAGGUAGCUUCUGGCUCAAACGAUGGUCAGAGAUCAAUGAAGCCAAAGGCUCCAAUCCACAGGUCGGCAAGUACAUUGGAAUCUACUUUGCCUUCGGAAUCGGCGCUGCAGGCCUUGUCGUCCUCCAAACCUUACUUCUCUGGAUUUUUUGUUCUAUCGAGGCUUCGAGGAAACUGCAUGACAGGAUGGCAUACGCCAUUUUUCGGUCACCUAUGAGCUUCUUCGAGACCACCCCAAUUGGCCGUAUUCUGAACCGAUUCUCGAGUGACAUCUAUCGUGUCGAUGAAGUCAUUGCUCGGACUUUCAACAUGCUUUUCGUGAACACGGGCAGGGCAGCUUUCACGCUAGGUGUGAUAGCAGUAACAACUCCUGCAUUCCUUGUGCUUGUCAUCCCCCUUGGCAUCGUCUAUAUCGUGUAUCAAAAGUACUAUCUUCGUACCUCACGGGAAUUGAAACGACUGGACAGUGUCAGUCGUAGCCCCAUAUACGCCCAUUUCCAGGAGUCUCUGGGAGGAGUUUCAACUAUCCGAGCCUAUCGCCAACAAGCGCGCUUCACCAUGGAAAACGAGUGGCGUAUGGACGCUAAUCUUAGAGCAUAUUUCCCUUCGGUAAGUGCCAAUAGGUGGCUUGCAGUUCGAUUGGAGUUCCUUGGAUCGGUCAUCAUCCUUGCCGCCGCCACUUUCGCCAUCAUUUCUGUCGCGACCGGGAGUAAACUGUCACCCGGCUGGGUGGGCCUUGCAAUGUCAUAUGCUUUGCAGAUCACACAGUCCUUGAAUUGGAUUGUGCGUCAAACAGUUGAGGUCGAAACUAACAUUGUCUCGGUCGAACGUGUCCUCGAAUAUGCCAACUUGACAAGUGAAGCACCAGAUGUGAUCUUCAAAAGCAGGCCCAGCAUUGGUUGGCCAGCACAUGGUCAAAUCAGCAUCAAAGAUUACUCGACGAAAUACCGCGAAGAUUUGGAACCUGUAUUGAGGAACAUAUCUCUGAACAUCAAACCAAGGGAGAAGAUCGGCGUGGUUGGUCGAACAGGGGCAGGCAAGAGUUCAUUGACCAUGGCGUUAUUCCGGAUCAUUGAACCGACAUCUGGCCAUAUAAGCAUUGAUGGGCUUAAUACGUCGACCAUUGGUCUACUAGAUCUUCGGAGACGGCUUGCAAUCAUUCCACAGGAUGCCGCACUAUUUGAAGGCACGAUCCGAGAUAACCUGGAUCCCCGCCAUGUUCAUGAUGACACGGAGCUGUGGAGUGUACUUGAACAUGCACGAUUGAAGGAGCAUGUCUCGGGCAUGCCUGGCCAACUAGAUGCCGCGAUCCACGAAGCUGGUUCCAAUUUGAGCCAGGGACAACGGCAGCUUGUCUCUCUGGCACGAGCCUUGCUAACACCAAGCAAUAUUCUCGUCUUGGACGAGGCAACUGCCGCCGUAGACGUCGAGACUGAUGCCCUCCUGCAGGCUACGCUACGCAGCACGGUCUUUGACAACCGGACGAUCAUCACCAUCGCCCAUCGCAUCAACACGAUCCUCGACUCGGAUCGUAUUGUGGUGCUCCAACAGGGGAAAGUGGCUGAAUUCGAUAGUCCAGAGGAGUUGAUUAGGAAGCGAGGGUUAUUUUAUGAGCUCGUCCGUGAAGCCGGACUCCUCGACAGCUUUGGCAACGGCACCGCUGUCACAAAUCAGCACUAA